Polyodon spathula (Mississippi paddlefish) is the source of this 1490-nucleotide messenger RNA. Its product is annotated as replication factor C subunit 5-like. The record is from RefSeq and is a predicted model, not a curated record. Gene Ontology annotation, biological process: DNA repair; DNA-templated DNA replication. Gene Ontology annotation, molecular function: ATP binding; ATP hydrolysis activity; DNA clamp loader activity. The coding region runs from base 103 to 1107 and encodes 334 amino acids. Gene Ontology annotation, cellular component: DNA replication factor C complex; nucleus. The transcript has 11 exons. Lineage: Eukaryota; Metazoa; Chordata; Actinopteri; Acipenseriformes; Polyodontidae.
AAGGCGUGUGCGUUUUCACUGGGAAAGCGCGCCAACUGCAGUUUCCCGGGAGACUGUUUCACUUUUGUGCUGCGUUUAAAGCACUUAAAAUAAAAAAAUAAAAUGGCUUCAACUUGCAAUAGCCAGUUGCAGUCUAGAAACCUUCCGUGGGUGGAAAAAUAUCGACCGCAGACGCUGAAGGACUUGAUCUCGCAUCAGGACAUUCUAGGAACAAUUCAGCGCUUUAUCAAUGAAGAGAGGCUCCCGCAUCUCCUGUUUUAUGGGCCUCCCGGGACUGGGAAGACCUCUACCAUCCUGGCUUGUGCCAAGCAGCUCUACAAGGAGAAAGAGUUCAACGCCAUGGUCCUGGAGCUCAAUGCAUCAGAUGACAGAGGUAUUGAUGUUGUUCGGGGUCCGAUCCUCAGCUUCUCCAGCACCAGGACCAUCUUUAAUCGAGGAUUUAAACUAGUUAUACUGGAUGAAGCCGACGCCAUGACCCAGGAUGCUCAGAAUGCUUUGAGAAGAGUGAUUGAGAAGUUCACCGAGAAUACCAGGUUUUGCUUGAUCUGUAACUACCUGUCAAAGAUCAUUCCUGCACUGCAGUCUCGAUGCACGAGGUUCCGGUUCGGCCCCCUGACCCAGGAGCAGAUGGUACCCCGGCUGGAAUAUGUUAUAGAGCAGGAAAGUGUUGAUGUAACCCCAGAUGGAAUGAAGGCUAUUGUGACCCUGUCUAACGGUGACAUGCGUCGAUCACUCAACAUUUUACAGAGUACCAGCAUGGCUUAUGGAACCGUGAGUGAGGAUACAGUGUACACCUGCACAGGUCACCCUCUGAAGGCAGACAUUGCUAACAUUCUGGACUGGAUGCUGAACCAGGAUUUCUCCACAGCGUACAAUAACAUCAUGGAGCUGAAAACACUGAAGGGCUUGGCGUUGCAUGACGUGCUGACAGAGAUCCACCUGUUGGUGCACAGAGUUGAUUUCCCAGCUUCAGUUCGAAUCCAUUUACUCAUCAAGAUGGCAAAUAUUGAGCACAGGCUUGCGUCUGGGACGAGCGAGAAGAUCCAGCUGAGCUCCAUGAUCGCAGCGUUUCAGGUGGCGCGGGACAUGGUGGCAGCUGAAGCCUGAUUAGAAUGGGACUGUUCCCUUCAGCUCUUCAGACCGGUGCAGGCUUGGGACCACCUUUAAUUCCUGUUUGGACAACCUUGCAAAACUAGUGUCAAACAUUUAAGUGCGUGCAGGUCUCUUGAGCAUUCUGUUUUGUUCAUUACUGUUGGAGUUAACGAAAGACAACAAAAAACUAUUUUUGAAAAUAAGACCCAUGGAAUUUAGAAAGAGAGAGGAUGAUGAAGCAGGAGCCAUUUUAUGCUUUGUGUCUGCAUAUAUUAGGAACCGUUUCAUGCUUUACAAUACUUUACCUUCAGUUGUUUUGGGUUUUUUUGUUUUAUAUCUUGCAAUAUGGGGGUUUGAUGUUAGUCCAACGGAAAUAAAUAAAACACAUUUUGCAGGUU